Molecule: messenger RNA, 5470 nt
Organism: Phytophthora nicotianae INRA-310
Lineage: Eukaryota; Oomycota; Peronosporomycetes; Peronosporales; Peronosporaceae
Exons: 1
Coding region: 1282-2613 (443 amino acids)
Molecular function (GO): phosphatidylinositol binding
Source: RefSeq, a predicted model, not a curated record
CUGCAGUUCCUAAUGUUAUUGACCGCUUCUGCAGCCAGAGAUCACACGGCAAAGCCACCCACGCGCAAAGAUCGCAAAUGGAAAUGCAGCUUGUGCGCGCUGGGUAUCCUCACUGCAGCAGAGCGACGAGCAAUUCGGUCUGUCGUGCGCGUGCUAGCGUUCGCCGAAGCUUAUUGCGGGCAAUUGCAAGACGAAAGCAUUGGUUGCCGCGGCUCCGAACCCGGGCACCCACCGCGUCUGCUUUGACAAGAGUACAAGAGUCAGUGUCUCAAGGAGCUGUCUACGCGCUUUAGCCCCGUUUUGGUCGCCGUUUGCUGGCGGAACCAGCCCAGAAGCUUCUUGUUAUCACAAGCUCGGCCCGAGCGCCAACACACAGUAAUUGUUGAGACUCUCAACUUGAGAGAUGGCAACCAAGGCUUUGCGUUCUUGCACGCGGAAUACUUCCUAUACUGAACAAUUUGUUCGCGAUUCAGAACACGACGCUGUUUGGAGCUUGAAGAUGACCAACACGUACGUGGUAUUAUAGCCACGCGGCCACCAUCAUCAUAAAGUGUAAAGUCCACCGCAGUAAUGGUUGCUAGCAUCCAGGCUGUCUUCGGAAAACUUGCGGCUAGGAAUCCAAGAGCCCAAAAUGGUCUCACCUAAGACUAAAGAGAUCCGUAACAGGCUCAUAAUGAUCUCAAGUUUGUCCAGCAUCCAUGCUUCGUGGCACGCUUCUGGCAGCUUGACAACACGCAGACGAACUGCAGGCACCCACCCUCGUGGAACUGGUCCGGAUAGGCAACAACAAGGUCAAACCGUAUUUGCAAACUUAAGUUUUGCUUGUCAAAAGGUGACGCUUUGCCAUCAACAUUUUCCUGUACAUGGCAGCAGUAAAAGCGCUCCAGCUCCGCGCACAGCUUGGUGAAGCUUCUCAAGGUGUCCUGAAGAGAGCAUGAACGGCAAAGCGCAGCAAUGCCACAGGCAACCAUCGUCGCCGUGCUCUAUCCGAGAGCUUUUUGCGCGAAGAUAGUCCCGAAGACACAAAAUUUGGCCAAACAAGGUAUAGACCCGGCUUCAAUUAUCACAAAAAGCACGACGCCAUACAAAUGCCUUACAAAACUUGACGCAUCACAACAACGUGCAAAUCCAAGUCCGGCCACUUUUUGCGCUGCUCUGAAGGGAAAACGUGCCGCGCGCAUGGUCUCUAAACAACGAGCUUAGCGCCGUACCUCGCCACCUUUGGCGCCAUUCGAGAUUCUUCUGUGUGGAGCGCACGUGGUGGCCAUUUUAGAGGCAACAAUGGCAACCAAGACGACGACGACCAAGCCAUCGCUGGCGACGCUCUCGGCGCGCGUCACGGGCUUUGACUACACGACGUUCCACGCGUACACGACGGUGGUGACGCUGGAGGGAGCGAGCUGGACGCUGGCCAUCCGCUACAGCAAGUUCCUGGCCUUCUACGAGGCGCUCAGGGCCGCGGAUCGUAGCUUCAAGUUCGAUUUCCCGCCCAAGGGCGGAUUCUUCUUCACGCCCAAGCCCGAGGAACGCAAAGUGCGUCUAGAUGCGUUUCUGCAGGCCGUGACCAAGUAUUUCUUGGCCAAGAAGCAGCCGCAGAGCUUUGCCAAGGUUUUGCGUGAGUAUCUGCAGGUGGACAAGAGCUUUGCCAAGGCGAAGAAGAUCUCGGCAAAGAAGGAGGACACGCAGCCAGUGCAGGAGCCUCAGCCCAAGAGCGAGAUCAAGGAGGAGAAGUCCGCACUUUCAGACAAGGCCCAGGAGGGCAAGAAGGCUCUGGUCAACGCUGCAUUUGGCGCUGCUGUCAUGUCCGCCAUCAAGGAUAACGCCAUGGACGCCAAGCGGGGUGACAAGAAGGAUGAUUCUAAGGUUGAGGAGAAGAAGGCGGCGGAAGAGGCCAAGGUCGAGGUGAAGGCGGAAGUUAAGCCUAAGAUUGAAGAGACUAAGGUGGAGGAGACAAAGACUGAGGAGGUUAAGGUGGAAGAGACCAAGGUUGAACCGGUAAAGGCUGAAGAAGUUAAGGACAAGAAGGAGGAAGACAAGGUUGAAGAAGUUAAGGUUGAAGAGGCUAAGGUUGAGGAGGUCAAGGUUGAGGAGCCAAAGGUUGAGGCCAAGGUCGAGGAAGUCAAGGCCGAUGGGGUGAAGCCGAACACUACUACGACUACAACCACAACAACGACAACGACUACCACUACCACGACGUCAACACCCGGUGGAUCUACCGUUGUGGAGACGAACGUGACGAGCCAGCCGACGGCCAACAAGACGGUGGUGGGUAAGACUGUGACGAUCACGAGCAAGUCUGAGGACUCGCACUCGUUCAAGGUGGAAAUGAGUGAGAAGAAGGCGUCGGUGGUGACGCUCACGUCUGCGGCUCAACAAAUGGAGGAGACAUCGGAGCAGAAGCCCAAGAAGAAGAAACGCAGCAAGAGUAGGAAAUCUAUCUCCAAGGCCCCGACGUCCACCUCGUCGACGGCCAGCGAUGGCUUCGAGUCACCCGAUGGCGUGGACCAGGUGUCUCGUGUGUCGCUCUCGGAGGCGCAGAAGAAGGCGCGCAACCAGCGCCGUAAGGAGAAGCGGAAGAAAAACCGAGUCAACGCCAAGGACUUGAAGGCGUAAGCGACCAUCGCGCACCGUGAGCAUUGCUGAAUAAUGUGUCGUGGCUGCAGCUCGUUGCGGCCAAGUAGUUAGGUCAGACAUCUAUCGACACCGGAGAGUGGACAGCAGCUCGCCGCCAUAGGCGCGAGCAUUUGAAGGCUUCGACCGCUUGCUGCGCUUCCGAUAGAUCUACGUGGUUUUUAUAAGUUGAUGGCAAUCAAUGCACUGCAACUCGAAGAAAUGGUGGGUCUACAGUUUAUUCAAAAGAAUCGGAGGGACAUUUCCUUAAGAUCACGCACUUCCGACUGCAGCUCCAGGCGCUCGUUGCACUGAUAGAACACAGAGCAUUGCAAAAGUUAGUGGUGUAUCACUGCCAUUAUUCCCAGUAGGACGUACCAUUGCCAAGACUUCUUUGCGAAGGUCGUUUAUACGCUUCUCGUCACGCUCACGGCGUGACUCGUAGUGUUGGAACUGCUUAUACAACUGACUGUCCUUGUCCGACUCGAGACGUGCCAGUCGCUGUCGGAGUUGACCCAUUUCUCGCUCCAGAGUCUGGAUCUGCGUGUCCUUGAUCUCCAGGAUCUUCUGGACUUCACUGACGCUAACGGUGUCACGCUGGUGUUGUUUUUCCAUCUCGCGAAGUUCUCGAACCAGUUCACCUUUGGCUGUCAGUUGUCGCUCCAGUAACAGAUUCCCUUCUGUCAGUGCCGCCACCUGCGCUCGCAACUCGAGAACAUUGGCAGCGUGUUGCUUGUUAGUAGCUCGCAACACAGCGACGAUAUUCUCGUGGCUUGAGCGCAUGAUGCUGAUCUCUCUCUCCAAUUCUUCCACUCGAGUCGACCGGAAUGCUGCACUUGCGGUAUUACUGGAGAUCGACAGCUUUGGCGGUGACGGAGACGAAGUCGAGAAGGAACUGCAGCUUGACCGACGCUCGAUUGGGGACCGACCUACGUUCAUCCGUCGGAAGAAUAGCGGUCUCUCUCCAGCACCCUCAACUAGCUUCUUGUCUGGAGAGAGCGACUCCACUGUAGUGAGGUCUUGACGACCACGCGGACUUCGUGGCGAUUUGGAACCAACUCGUUGCUUGGAAUCCGAACCUGUCGACGUCUUACUGAUACCAUCCCGAGGACCAGGCACGGUGAUACUCGUAGGCGAGCCUUUGCUAUCGUUCAGUGUGCUGUUGCGGUUGGGUCUUGGUGGAGAGCUUUCAGGUGAUGACGAUGGGGAACUCUGUACAUCAAUUGAGGGUACGCGGAAGCUGCUCGAUCGAGCCAACCGAAAGGAGCAAGUUCUAUCGGAUGAUAGUGCUUGGCCGUCUUCAUCGCUAGUGUCGGUGUCUCGGAUUGAACUUGAGUGUUCGGGUUCCUGUCGUGGCGACGAAGCUGGUGAGUCGCUGGUGGUGCUGGCAUCAGCUACUGCACUAACAUCGAUGGGUGGAAUGUGAAAUGCCGCCAUGACACGUUUAAGGAGGGAAUCACUCUGCGUCGUUUGCUCUUGGGCUAGAUCACUCGUUGGCAUUGCGUUGAUAAAUUCCGCAGAUGCGAUACUUUCAUCUGGAAAUACACUAUCGAGGUGGCUUGGAGAAACUUGAACGCUCUCUGCUCUCAAGACUUGAACGUCAUUGUGUUCAUCGUCAAUAAUUGGAGUAGCUACAGGUCGGUGUUCCAUGAUGUCCGUUAUUGGGAGGAUCUCCAUCUCUGGCGAGACUACAUGUAGUUGAGGAGGCAAUACUUCAUUUUCAGCCAUUGUUGAGGUGUCGGUGGGCUCCUCUGUCACUGGAAAGUGGUUGGAAGGUGAAUACUGGAAGCUGCUGAAGUGGUCUGGUGAUGACGGAGACGUGGUUUCAACGGGUCGAAUAGAGUUUUCAUUGUCUUCUGAAGACGGCACCCUAAAGCUAUUGAUUCGUCGAACGGGGGAUGGCUUGGGUGAUAACGAGAUACCAGACGGUCUUCUUCGAUACUCAGGCGAUGCUGAAGCAGUCUUGUUAGUUGGGCUUCCUGGGCCUCCAGGAAUUGGUAGACCUUGGGAGAAGGAUGAAAACCGCCGGAACGGCGAUGGUGGCUUCAACCCGGAUUUCGCUGUCGGAGACGAUGGUGAACUCGAGACUGGCGAUGCGAGUGGACUCGACUCCCUGGUACGGCCUGGACCCGUUGUCUUGAGAGAAAUGAAGUCCAGCUGCUUUCUGAAACCCUUAAACGUUGUCAUUAAAGGCGAGGUCGGACUCUCGGUGCUAGUUGGAACAGGAUGGACGUUGGUUAGAUUCACUUCUUGCUGAUCCGUCGAUACGUUGCUACUACUACUGCUGCUGCUAUCAUCCGUGACGGGAGAGGGCGGACCCUUGGAAAAGGUCCCUGGUUCUUUGACGUAGUUGAUCUCCUUCCGCCGCACAAAGACACCGUGGUUUGCUGGACAAUGGAAGUAUCGAUCUUUCCCCCUCAUGCCGUCGCUAUCGCCUUUGGGUUCAUCCAGCGCCACACCGUACCAUUCGCCCGAUUCAUUAACCAGUUUUCCAACAUAUUUCACGGUGCCAGUGCGUCUUCGAGACAGCACCACCCGGCUGUUCAGAGGCACUUUCAUUACAGGGGACAAUCCUUGCGUCACAGUCAUUGAUGCUCGUGGCUUCGGAAUGCUGGACGCCAUGAUUAUCUAACGACGGGAACUAAUAGCGCGGCUCGGUGCGUUCGAAUUCCGUGCUUUCGAGACUCGAAUGUUCUGUCGACUUAUGUAGUAGUAAUAGGCUUGAUGCUUAUUUUAACAACGAUGGUCGUCCUCGAGCUGAUCUGGCAGAGUGAUGCUGGUGUGUAGGCAGGCAUAAGACGACAUGAAGCGACUGCUAUUUCCAGUGUCCUACCAUCGCCUAUUUUCAGCUGAUGCUGCC